Molecule: messenger RNA, 506 nt
Organism: Trachymyrmex cornetzi
Lineage: Eukaryota; Metazoa; Arthropoda; Insecta; Hymenoptera; Formicidae
Product: small integral membrane protein 13
Exons: 2
Coding region: 269-490 (73 amino acids)
Source: RefSeq, a predicted model, not a curated record
UUCGAUUUUCAAAAUGGCGUGCCAAGUGUGAGAGGCAAGGCAUGGACUCGUCACUCGCCGUCGUCGUCGCGACAUCCGGUGUUACUCUGUUGUUGAUUGCUCAGUCGCGAGCACGUGUACGGUGCCGCUCGCGUUAAGUUGCCCUCGUGGAGGAGUAGUUAUGCCAUCGAUCGCGCGCACGGCGUAGGACGUAGGGAUAAUCACUUCUUCCAUACAUUUUUCUUUUUCUUCUUUUUUCCCUUUCUUUUUUUUUCGUUUUCGCUCCUUGAUGGAAAUCCCGAUGGAAAUCUUCCUAACGGCAUUCUCCGUGGUAUUCAGUUUAUUAAUAGUGUUCCUCCUUGUUGUGAUAGGUUGGUACUUAGUUUGGACGUUCUUCCUAUCACGGUUCCGCUUUGUGAGAGAGUUAACAGGGAAUGGAAUGAGUGAAUCGUCGUCGGUUAACGAUUUGAGGAAUGGUCGCGCACGCAUAAAGAAACUUCGUCGUGACUAAAUAUUGGACAAUAUAU